AUGGUAAAUGCCUACACUGAAUGGAGUAAAAAUGGAAAAUAUGAUGAAGAUUUGAAUCCGACUCGCUAUCGUGGCCCCGUGAUUGCAACUCAAGCCCUUGCGGAAUACUUCGAGAAAUCGGAACGAUCAUCUAUAAGGAUAUUAGAUGUAGCUGCCGGAAGUGGACUUCUGGGACAAGAGUUGGCCAAGUUUGGUUUUACGAAUAUUGAUGCAUUGGAUCCUUCCGAGGGCAUGCUCGACGAAGCUGUGAAGAGGAACGUGUACACGAAAUUUAUAUGCCAAUAUUUUGACAAUAAUUCCGACAUUCCAUGUGAUUCUUAUGAUGUGCUGAUUAUUUCUGGUGGCAUGGGUGAAGGCCAUAUACCCGGAAAUUCAAUUGAGAAAAUGCAAGAAAUCGUCAAAGAAGGGGGCCUGGUUGUGAUUGUGAUGCGUAAAGAGUAUCUGACAUAUGUAGAGGACUACAAAGACUUGAUUCCAAGGAUGAAACAAAUGGAGGAAGACAACAAAUGGAAGAUUUUGUCUUGUAAAACCGUGGAAGGAUACUCAUUUAACAAACAAGGAUUGGUGUUUAUUCUUAAAGUGUUACAAUCUAAAUGCUAA
Molecule: messenger RNA, 600 nt
Organism: Acanthosepion pharaonis
Lineage: Eukaryota; Metazoa; Mollusca; Cephalopoda; Sepiida; Sepiidae
Source: the annotation of a GenBank genome assembly